This is a messenger RNA of Fusarium coffeatum, 1278 nucleotides long. RefSeq lists its product as uncharacterized. Lineage: Eukaryota; Fungi; Ascomycota; Sordariomycetes; Hypocreales; Nectriaceae. The record is from RefSeq and is a predicted model, not a curated record. The transcript has a single exon. Bases 1 to 1278 code for a protein of 425 amino acids.
AUGGAGGUCCCAGAUUCAAUCUGCGUCGGCAUUGAGCUGGAGUUUAUGGUUGCACUGCAGAUCCUUGACUCCGACUCUGUGGUUGGCGAGACUCGAUGGGUUUGUCCUUCGUCGCCAGGGACUUAUAUGGGCCUCGUGAUGGAAGACUACACAGAGAUUAAGCCCCUGGUCAUUCAUAAGGUAUGCGACAUGAUCGCCAGCGCUGGUGUUGCUGUGUCGUGCGACGUCUUUCAGCCUCAGUCUUUCAGCCCUGCCCUGCCCCCCGACACAUCAGUUCUUCCGCUCACUAAAAGCAGCGGACAAGUUCGAGUAUGGAAUAAGGGCAAGAUGGACGCGGAUGCGGCUGGACCAAUCCGCAAGGCCGACACCUGGUUCGUUGUUCCCGAGGUCCAUAUUACCAGAGACUGCGUUAGUAAGUCUGGAAAGACACCUUCUGACAAAUACGACUGGUUUGGAACUGAACUCAACAGCCCAAUCCUCACUCGUCCUGAAGAGUUCAGAAAGGGGCUACCUACCCUCCGAAAGUGCCUCAAGGCAGUGCAGGGAAAUACGGUAGUUGGACUCAAUUCUGGUUGCGGGUUGCACUUACACGUCAAUGACGCCGGCAACAUGACGCUCCAGACAGCCCAGCGUGUCUCUACUUUGGUUUGGUUGCUCGAGGACACUCUGCUGUAUCCUCUCUGUCAUCCAUUCCGCUCCACAUCUCCCUAUUCGGCACGCAUCAGUGUCGAAUCCAAACUCGCCAAGGAAUCCGGUGAGCCAAAAGUCCGGGGCGAGGGUGCAGCGUUUGUUAGAGCUCUCGACGAGCUCAUGUUGCAGCUGAGCUGGCGCAAGAAGGUUGACAAACGCCUUCUUGGAGCCAUGCGACGUCUUUGGGCGGAACCAAGCCUCGCUAGUCUCGAUGUAGGACUUCGCAAAUUCGACGAGGGCAUGGAGCACACAACGACUCGAUGUGCGCUUGUGGUAUCCAAGUACAACACUCUGGAAUUCCGAUACCCUGAGUCGACGUUUGACGUUGACUUCAUCUCUGGCUGGGCUGACCUGGUGCGACAUUUGUACGCUGUUGCAAUGAAGCCUCAGGCUGAGUUCCUACAGAUCGUCCGUCGCGUGUACGAGCUCAUGACUCGUGAUCAGGUGCCCGGAUGGUUAGUCAUGAUGGGUGCGAUUGAUUUCCCUCAGGAUGCCAGUCGCUGGCGACGUCUGAAAAAGUACGUUGGAAGCCUGAGUAACCUUGACAAGCAAGGUGUUCUCCCCAAGACGGGCGUCAUUGGACUCUGA